Molecule: messenger RNA, 2301 nt
Organism: Durusdinium trenchii
Lineage: Eukaryota; Dinophyceae; Suessiales; Symbiodiniaceae
Source: the annotation of a GenBank genome assembly
AUGAGCAAAGAACGUGCUGCCAUGUCGAAGUUACCCGCACUUCUCACACCUGGUGCACCGAACGGAACUGGCACUGGCUACAAGCAGACAAAGCAAGAGACAUCACCGCACGACUCGCGGGCCAAAGAACCUCAGGGCCAUUUGCCGCAGCUGGCCAAACCGGAGGAGGCUGAUGAGACGCAUGGAGAAGGUCCCGUCCGCUCUACCAGCAAGGGGUCCCUAGACCAGUUCUUGCUGGAGCUGGUGGACCCCUACAGCAAAGGCCUUGUGCGGUUCAUUGACUUUGCAUGGCUCCAUGUCCGGCUGAUGUACUACAAUGGGCAAAACACUAGUAUUCAAGAGAGACUUCAGAGCCUGGGCGGUGUCUACCCACAGCAGGUCUUCCGAAAGUAUGACAUUGAUCAGGACAAUCAUUUGGAUAAGGCGGAGUGGCAUGAAUACUCCACAAGCUUGAUUGCUGUCCUGGGAAAGGCCUAUCUGAAAGAUGCUUGCAAAGGCUUGCUGCGGGAGCAGCAUGAACAAGAGGCCCGGAAGGUCGCUGGGCCCUUCACCUGGAGGUAUGAUGAUCAAGCCUCACGUCAGCUGCUUGAAAAGGUCUCAUGUGCGCAACACCUUGGCCGGGAUCAAGAAGAAGUGGUUGAGGGGCUGCUCAAGAAAUUUGCCGAUCCAAACUAUGGAGAUCGUCAAGGGCAAACCGUUUUAUGGUAUGCCGCGACCAAGUGCGAUGCGCAUUGUAUGGCAAGGCUUUUGGAACAUGGUGGCAGUGCCUGUGCAGCUGGGCCUGACUUGGACUCGCCGGUGCUUGCUGCUGCCCGGGCACGGAAGCUGCAGGUGCUUCGCUUGCUGCUGCUUAAUGAGCUGGUGGAGACUGGAGCUGAAAAUGAGGAGGUCGUUUCCAUGCAGCUCAUCGACAAGGCCGCUGAGUUGACCUCCAAGGAAGUGAAGGAGCUCAUCAGCCGAGGGGCCAACAUCAAUUACAGGAACGAUCGUGGAUGGACUCCUCUGACAGCUGCUGUGUUCUGGAACAACCAGGAUUAUGUGGAAUGCUUGGUGAGGUUGCCGCACAAAACCGCUCGAACCGCCCUGCAGGCCGACCUACCAGACAGCCGUGGACGAACCGCACUUCAUGUGGCGGCGCGCAAGGGUUUGUCAGAUUUGGUGCCACUGAUCCUUGGUGCCCGAGCAAACCAAGACGCACGCGAUGGAGAUGGCUGGACAGCGCUGCACCAUGCGGUGUUCAACGGCCACACGGAGACAGUCAUGAAGCUGCUGGAGGGGGCAGCGGACCCUCGGGUCAUGGAUGAUCAGGGCUUUACACCUGCCAUGCUCCUGGACAGUGCUAACAAGUCUAACCGACCUUUGGGUCGAGACGCGGUGAAAGCUCUUGGACCACCGGAGGACGUCAAGUUCGUGGAAAAGAUCCUGCCGAUCCUCAAGGACCAGGUGCUUCAGCUGGUGGCACCUCAAUUUCUUCAUAACGCACAAGAGUAUCGAAUACAACGCUUCGUUGAGCUGCUACCCAACUAUGAUGUUGUUUGCCUUCAAGAGCUCACCGUUUUUUGGGGCAUUGAUUCCUUCGUUGACCUCAUUCGGGCACAUGCCAGCAGCUGCGGUCUCAAACAUUUCGCCUCGAGCGGGAGAUGGCCAGACUGGCCAGCGACAUUUGCUGCGGCUGGAUUGGGCGUUUUCUCCAAGUAUCCCAUUGUCAGGAGUGAAUACUCCUCCUUUUCAAGACAAGCCUGGUUCGAGUGGAGCGCCAUCCAACGUGGCUUUCUCAUGGUCGAGCUGGAAGGUCCCGAAGGCAAGCGCAUCUCAGUCUUGAAUAUCCACACCACUGCAGGCCUGGAAGUCCUUGAGACGGGCGUGGGCGUGUCCCAAAACAAGGCCUCCGCCGUGAACCCCGUGGGCUUGGACCAGCUCCUUGAGGCCCUGCUUCGCUUUGAAGCCUUCUCGCGCGGAGCGGACCAGCGAAUCUUCUGCGGCGACUUCAACGUGAGCAAGGAUUCUCUUGCUUUCACUCGCUUUCGAGAGGAUGCGCUUCGCCGCUUGAAGCUGGUGGAUGUCUAUCCCAAGUCCCCUCCAACAUUUGCAUGCGUCGACGAGACAACGGGCAAACCCUUGGAAACGUUGCUCACCAAGCCCGGAUCACAAGGUCAUCCCCGUGUCAUCGAUCAUGUCUUUUCUGACAAACCUUGUUCUCACGCACGAGUUGACCACAUGCCUGCUUCAGCUGAGCAUCGCAAGCUAUACAAAUAUCAGCAAGUUUCCGACCACAGCGCGCUGGAAAUCAUUUGGAAUUGA